This is a messenger RNA of Paramecium octaurelia, 367 nucleotides long. The record is from the annotation of a GenBank genome assembly. Lineage: Eukaryota; Ciliophora; Oligohymenophorea; Peniculida; Parameciidae.
AUGAUCAUAAAUCAUAUCAUCUAUAAUCAAAAAACAAUCCUUUCAAGGCUAGAGCUCCUUAAGCUUCGAAAUUGGGAUUUUAGGAAAUUUUUAGAAUGGUGGGAAGAACACUAUUUUAAAUAGUUGAAGGGUUAUCCUUAUAACGAUUAUUUGAAGAUAACAAUUCUACCCUGUCAAAACAGGAUAUUAAAAUAAUUCUUCAUCAAAUAGAUAUAGCGAAAUUUAUGUUACAAUAGAAAGAUAUCCUUUUUGUUAUAACAGGCUGGGUCUCUUAAUGUUUGUGCUAUAAGGGCAAAACUUUUUAAAUGCAAUUUUGGGUAAUUUUGUAAUUUUAUAAACAAUUAGUAAAAUUGAACUAGUUGACUGA